AUGACGGUCUGGAGGAGCUGCAGCUCUGUCUCUCUGCUUUGCCUCGGGGUGUCUUUACUCCUGGCGGGUCCCUGUCAGUCGGGCUGUCGGGAAGCGGGUCUGUGCUGCACCGGCCGGGACCCGUCAUGCAUCAGCAGGGGGUGGAGGUCUGACCGGUCCUAUGGCACCUGCUACUGCGACCAGGCCUGCGUGUCCACCCUGGACUGCUGCCACGACUAUGAGACGGCCUGCCCAGCGGUGUCCUGUGUGGUGAGCGAGUGGGCCGGGUGGUCGGGCUGUGCCGAGCCCUGCAGGGCCACGGUUCGCAGGCGCAGCAGGACCAUCCUGCAGGAGCCGCUCAACGCGGGCGAACCCUGCCCCCACCUGGAGGAGCAGGCCGGCUGUGCAGAGUACUGGACUCAGAGAGGGCACUGUCACAACUCACUCGUCCCAGCGCUUAUCAUCACUGGUGGCUAUGGCAACGCCAGGAAGAAAAGAGACAUCCCCGACAGCAGCGACAUUAUAGGGUAUUGUGUCCAGUUUCGGUUGACCUCUCUGACAAAAGGAUGCCAGCACAGCGCGGGCCCACACACCCAGUGGAUGGAGCACCUGAGGGAGGGGCACCGCGUGUGUGUGGAGUGCCAGCCACCGGCUCUGGCUGCUGGACAGGCGCACUGCACCGGAGACGGAGAGGAAAACCAAGAGGACAGAAGACAGUCUCUCCAGUGGCAGGCGGUGGGAAACCCUCGAUGCAGGGGUGUGUGGAGGCGUGUUGGGAGGCUGGAGGCCUGCUCCUGCCCAACAGCUCACAGCUUCCUCUUCAUCUAA
Messenger RNA from Chelmon rostratus (copperband butterflyfish), 807 nucleotides. Its product is annotated as somatomedin-B and thrombospondin type-1 domain-containing protein. The coding region runs from base 1 to 807 and encodes 268 amino acids. The transcript is spliced from 5 exons. NCBI's taxonomy places the organism in Eukaryota, Metazoa, Chordata, Actinopteri, Chaetodontiformes, Chaetodontidae. The record is from RefSeq and is a predicted model, not a curated record.